AUGUUCCCACCAAAUUGUCGUCACGGGAUUCGCGUGGUUGAUUGGCAUAUCACUUUGUUCGAAAUAGUUUUAACGAUCAUCGCCAUUUUGGACGUAGCUGCUAUUAUUUACUACGCCUCGAAAUUAUUCAAAGAGAAGAAAACUUUUGAGGAGCUGCAUAGGAGAAGCGAGCAACAGAUGGCUGAGCUGCAAGCCCUACAGGAGAAGGGAUUGCAAGUGGCUGUUCCUCUGCGUUUGAUUCGUAAGUGGAAGAAGGAGCAGCAAGCAAUCGACGAUUGCGAAGGUCCCAGUACAACAACUGCAACUACACAACCAUAA
Molecule: messenger RNA, 318 nt
Organism: Necator americanus (New World hookworm)
Lineage: Eukaryota; Metazoa; Nematoda; Chromadorea; Rhabditida; Ancylostomatidae
Exons: 3
Coding region: 1-318 (105 amino acids)
Source: RefSeq, a predicted model, not a curated record